CGGCCAGUUUGUUCGAGUUUGUCCUGAACCACCACUGUCAAACGAUGGCGUCUCGGCUACCUCGCCUACGGAGUUCCUCGCCGACCAUGCCAGCAGCAUCGUUGAAAAGGAAGGCUAUUGCGGAAGAGGAAGAAGAAGAAUUGUAUCAACCUCGAAAACUUCCCGCAGUCGGUGUCACUGGUCCAGUACGACCACCAAAACCUCUUCAACCGAAUCGAACAGCGACAAACCUUUCAAAAUCAUCAUCCAGCACAAAUGUGCCCAAACCUCUCACAGUCCCUCGAGCCCCAAAUAUGAUGACCAGGUCUUCUAGUGGGGUCAGAGGAACAAGUGCACCACCGUCACAACCCAAUGUUUCCAAUCGCCCCACAUCCUUCAGAACCGGUGCCACUGGAACUCGGACGACGGCAACAUCGCGGACGGUGUCGGGUCCAAGUCGAGCGACUUCAGGUCGUGGAUCUGAUGACCAGCGGUUCGCCGAUUUCCAGGCCAAGCUAAACUCGCUCGAGACAGCGCAAGCUGCCGAAGCAGCCAGAUUCGAGUCGGAACGAGCAAAAGUGGUAGAACUGCAGGAAAAUCAGCGCGCAAUGUCCUCACAACUAGCGGCCGCAAAGGACCUCGAGCUUAGCCGUAAAGCAGAACUCAACAUUGCGAGCGAUGAAAUCGCGAAUUUGAAGAAAAAACAUGCUAGGGAGGUUAUGGACUUGGAAAUUGAUUUACAGAAGAAGGAUAGGUUGUUGAGAGACGCGAAUGAGGAUCUCAGAAUAUGUCGGAGUGAUUUAGAACGGGAGAGGGGAACAGUUUCGUCGCUCAAAGCAACAAUUUCGCAUCAAUCCAACGCCCAACUUACGCUCUCCACCGAAAACCACUCUCUUCAAACUCAGAACACUGCAUUACAUGCCGAGGUGGACGCUUACGCACGAAAGCUCACCGAGUCUAACAUUCUCCGCGAGUCAGCCGAGAGACGGGUUGCUGAGCUAGAAGGCGAGGCGAUGGAAAGUGAGGCGUAUCGAAGAAAGCUUCACAAUAUGGUGCAAGAACUCAAGGGCAAUAUUCGGGUAUUUUGUCGAGUACGACCCGUUCUACCUUCCGAUGCGUCCCCAUUCCCUAGUGGAUCUGGCUCGGGAUCUAAUAGCCCCGUUCCAACGUCUGUCGAGGAUAAGGAGUCGCUCAAGGCCGAUAUGUCAUUCCCAGAUCGUCGAGAUCGUAAAGAGAUCGUGAUCAGGUCAUCGAGUGAGAGUGCGACAGGUCAGGAACGAAUUGAGAACCACAACUUCUCCUUCGACAGAGUUUUUGAGCCAGAAUCUACACAAGCUGAGGUCUUCGAGGAGAUCUCGAUGUUGGCACAGAGCUGCAUUGACGGAUACAAUGUCUGCAUCUUCGCCUAUGGUCAGACUGGGUCAGGAAAGUCGUUCACUAUGGAAGGUGGAUCUAAUGAAGCCACGCAAGGCAUGAUCCCUCGAGCGGUUGAAAAGGUUUUCCGUGUCGCAGAAGACCUCAAGACCAAAGGUUGGGAAUACAGGAUCGAAGGUCAAUUCCUUGAAAUUUACAACGAGACGAUCAAUGACCUGCUGGGAAAAGGCGAUUUCGACAAGAAAAAACAUGACAUUAAGCAUGAUCCCAAAACAGGCUCAACGCGGGUUACCGAUAUCACUGUCAUGUCCCUUCAGUCUCCAAGUCAAGUUCGUUCGCUUCUCGCCGUCGCUCAAUCCCGACGCUCGGUAGCAGCCACCUUGAUGAACGAGAGGUCUUCUCGUUCGCACUCCGUUUUCACGCUGAGGAUAAGCGGGACGAAUGCCAGCACUGGAGAGAGCUGCGAAGGGUGUUUGAAUUUGGUGGAUCUAGCCGGAAGUGAGAGAAUCAACGUCAGUUUCGGAAACGGGUUUGGAACUGGUAGUGCAAACGGAGGAGGUAGUAGCGACAAAGAGAGGUUGAAAGAGACUCAGAGUAUCAACAAGAGUCUGAGUGCGCUGGGUGACGUUAUUGCUGCGCUAGGCGAGAAGGGAGACAAAGGAGACAAGCACAUACCUUAUCGGAACUCUAAGUUGACGUACUUGCUCCAGAAUUCGUUGAGCGGUAACUCCAAAACACUGAUGGUUCUCAAUCUUUCUCCUCUUGCUGCUCACUCGAGCGAAUCCCUCACCUCUUUGCGAUUCGCUACGAAGGUGAACAAUACGACCAUAGGCACUGCUCGAAAACAGACGCGCAGUGCGUAAGUACAGCACACUGAGGUGCAUCAUGGCUUGCCUUCAUUCCAUCAACGCUGCACUGUUGGACUCUGUACUACGACCCGUAUUUAUUCUCGUUCAUUCUUGUAGAUCAAGCAACUUCAUACACAAAUCAAAUCAUCUAAUCAGCCAU
Molecule: messenger RNA, 2361 nt
Organism: Marasmius oreades (fairy-ring Marasmius)
Lineage: Eukaryota; Fungi; Basidiomycota; Agaricomycetes; Agaricales; Marasmiaceae
Exons: 7
Coding region: 45-2216 (723 amino acids)
Biological process (GO): microtubule-based movement
Molecular function (GO): microtubule binding; microtubule motor activity; ATP binding
Source: RefSeq, a predicted model, not a curated record